Messenger RNA from Octodon degus (degu), 4389 nucleotides. RefSeq names its product desmoglein 2 (gene Dsg2). Gene Ontology annotation, cellular component: plasma membrane; desmosome. NCBI's taxonomy places the organism in Eukaryota, Metazoa, Chordata, Mammalia, Rodentia, Octodontidae. Gene Ontology annotation, biological process: homophilic cell-cell adhesion. The annotation marks the transcript as partial. The record is from RefSeq and is a predicted model, not a curated record. Gene Ontology annotation, molecular function: calcium ion binding. The transcript is spliced from 15 exons.
CUGCUGCUGCUGCUGCUGAUCUGCUUUACCUUUGGAAAUGGACUUCACUUAGAGGCCUUAAAUGCAAGAAGUGAAAGCAAGCUGCUUCCGAGGCGCUCUCACCUGGUGCGGCAGAAGCGGGCCUGGAUCACGGCCCCCGUGUCUCUGCGGGAGGGAGAGGAUCUGUCCAGGAAGAAUCCCAUCGCCAAGAUACAUUCUGAUAUUGCAGAAGAAAGAGGAAUAAAAGUUACAUACAGAUACACUGGAAAAGGGAUUACAGAGCCUCCUUUUGGUAUAUUUGUCUUUAAUAAAGACAAUGGAGAAUUGAAUGUUACCAGCAUUCUGGAUCGGGAAGAAAUACCGUUUUAUGUGCUAACGGCGUAUGCUAUGGAUUCCAGAGGAAACAACCUAGAGAAGCCACUAGAGCUCCGCAUCAGGGUUCUCGAUGUCAAUGACAACGAGCCUGUGUUCACCCAGGAAGUCUUCGUUGGGUCUGUGGAAGAACUGAGUGCAGCACACACACUUGUGAUGAAAAUCACUGCAGAGGAUGCAGAUGAGCCCAACACUAUGAACUCUAAAAUUUCCUACAGAAUUGUAUCUCAGGAGCCUGCAUAUUCUCCAGUGUUCUAUCUAAAUAAAGAUACAGGAGAGAUUUAUACAACCAGUAUUGCCUUGGACAGAGAGGAAUACAGCAGCUACUCUUUGACAGUGGAAGCAAGAGAUGGUGAUGGACAAGUAACAGACAAGCCAGUGCACCAAGCUCAAGUUCAGAUUCGUAUCCUGGACGUCAAUGACAACAUACCUGUAGUGGCAAAUGAAAUGUAUGAAGGGACUGUUGAAGAAAAUCAAGUCAAUGUGGAAGUUAUGCGCAUAAAAGUGACGGAUGCUGAUGAAGUCGGCUCUGAUAAUUGGUUGGCCAAUUUCACGUUUGCCUCAGGAAACGAAGGGGGUUAUUUCCACAUAGAAACUGAUACUCAAACUAAUGAAGGGAUUGUGACCCUCGUCAAGGAAGUGGAUUAUGAAACAAUGAAGAAUCUUGACUUCAGUAUUAUUGUCACUAAUAAAGCGGCUUUUCACAAAUCCAUUAGGAAUAAGUAUAAGCCUACACCCAUUCCUAUCAAAGUAAAGGUGAAAAAUGUGAAGGAAGGCAUUAAUUUCAAAAGCAGCACAGUUUCAGUCCGCGCUAGUGAAGGAAUGGAUGUAUCAAGCCUAAGCCAGUCAAUUGGAAAAUUUCAAGUUAUUGAUGAAGACACUGGACAACCUGCUCAAGUAAAAUAUGUAAAGUUGGAAGAUAGAGACAGUUGGGUCUCUGUGGAUUCAGUCACGUCAGAAAUUAAACUUGUGAAAGUUCCUGAUUUUGAAUCGAGAUAUGUCCAAAAUGGUACAUACACUGUAAAAGUUUUGGCUAUAUCACAAGAUCAUCCUACCAAAACCAUCACUGGCACCGUCCUCAUCACAGUUGAAGACAUCAAUGACAAUUGUCCCACACUGGUGAACCCCGUACAGAGUAUCUGUGAAGACGCACCGUAUGUGAACGUUACAGCAGAGGACCUCGAUGGAUACCCCAACAGUUGGCCUUUCAGCUUCUCGAUUGUGGAUUCACCACCUGGGAUGGCAGAAAAAUGGAAAAUAAUCCGCCAAGAAAGUUCCAGUGUGCUGAUAGAGCAGAGCAAACGCGAGCUCGGGAGAAGCGAAGUUCCCUUCCUGAUCGCUGACACGCAGGGCUUCAGCUGCCCAGAGACGCAGGUCCUGCAGCUCACGGUGUGCGAGUGCCUGCAGGGCAGCGGCUGCGUGGACGCGCAGCGCGACUCGUACGUGGGCCUGGGGCCUGCGGCCGUGGCACUCAUCCUCCUGGCCCUCCUGCUCUUGCUCUUGGUGCCACUUUUGCUGCUGCUUUGUCACUGCGGAGAGGGCACCAAGGGCUUUACCCCCAUACCUGGCACUAUAGAGAUGCUGCACCCUUGGAACAAUGAAGGGGCACCCCCUGAAGACAAGGUGGUGCCGUCGCUCCUGGCGGUGGAUCACGGGGAGAACUUAGCAGUGAGGAACGGAGUGGGGGGCGCAGUGACCAAGGAAGCCACCGCGAAAGGAAGCAGCUCUGCCUCCUUUUCCAGAGUGCAGCACGACUUGAAUGAGAUGGACAGCAGAUGGGAGGAACACAGAAGCCUCCUCGCCGGCGGGGCCACCCAGGGCUCCAGGACGAUGGGAGCUGCGCUCGGAGCCGAGACUGCGCGGUCCAUGAGAGCGCUGGGGGCGUCCAGAGAGGUGGCCGGAGCCCGAGCCGCUGCUGCAGCUGGCGCGGUCAGCGAGGAGUUCUUAAGAAAUUAUUUCACUGAUAAGGCGGCCUCCUACACCGAGGAAGAUGACAUUCACAUGGCCAAAGACUGCCUCCUGGUUUACUCCCAGGAAGAAGCAGAAUCUCUUCAUGGGUCCGUGGGCUGUUGCAGUUUUAUUGAAGGAGAGUUGGACGACCACUUCUUGGAUGACUUGGGACUUAAAUUCAAGACACUAGCUGAGGUUUGCUUGGGUCAAAAAAUAGAUGUGGAUGUGGAAAUUGAGCAGAGGCAAAAACCUGUGAAAGAAACAAACUUGAGCACAGCCGCACGCUCACUCUAUGAGCAAACCACAGUUAGUGCCGAGAACGCCUACUCCACUGGCAGCCACUUCCCAGCUCCCAAACCUUUACAUGAAGCCAGCACAGAGCAGGUCACUGAGGAAGUGGUCACCGAGAGAUCAGUGUCUUCCAGGCAGGCUCAAAAGGCAGCGUCACCUCCUGACCCUCUGGCUUCCGGUAAUGUCAUCAUGACAGAAACGUAUACCACAGGCUCUGCUGGGCCCCCAACCACUGUGAUCCUGGGUCCCAGACAGCCCCAGAGCCUUAUCGUGACAGAGAGAGUGUAUGCACCGGCUUCCACCUUGGUAGAUCAGCACUAUGUGGGGGAGGGUAAUGUUGUGGUCACUGAAAGAGUAAUCCAGCCUAAUGGGGGCAUCCCUCAUCCUCUGCAAGGUGCCCAGCAUCUGCAAGAGGCACAGUACGUUAUGGUGAGGGAAAGAGAAAGUGUCCUGGCCCCUGGCUCCAGCGGGCAGCCCAUGCUGGCCGUGCCCAAUGUGGCCGUAGGACAGAAUGUAACCGUGACGGAAAGAGUGCUGGCCCCUGCCUCUACUCUGGAAUCCAGGUUCCAUAUUGCCUCCGAAGCCUCGGGGAAGGCCACGGUUUCUGGGGCUGGGGUCCCUGGCACUCUGCCAAAUUCUGCUUUGGAGGGAUCAGGCCAUUCCCAGUCUACCAUGACCACAUCCUCCACCAGAGUCACCAAGCACAGCACCGUGCAGCAUUCAUAUGCCUAAGCAGCAGCCAGCCACAGACACACCCAGAGUCUCACUAGCAGUGACUGCGGCACGUUUUCCAUCCUCCCAGCUCUUCACGAGCCUCCCAGACAUGCAGAGGUCAUAUGCAUUCAGCUCCAGUGUUUUUCUCAGUCACUGAGACUCCAAGGCCUCCACUAUCUCUGCUUCCAGGGUCAUAUCCCAGAAAUGCUUCCUGAAUCACUGUGGGCAUAGUGAUGAUGCUGGUUAGUGCUUUUUAGUAAGUUGUGCAGACUGUUCACAAAACAGACAGGAUAAAUCCGUCUUCUGAGAAUUUACCAAGUCAACACACUACCGUCCAGGUGAGAAGUUCAGGAACACAAUUGGGUCUCUGUGAAUUGUGUUAAUAUUUCAUAUUGAUGUUCUGUAUUCUGUCAACAGCUCCUUUAUCCAAAUAUCUACCUACAGUCUGGGGUCCCAGUUUUGUUGUUGGUUUUCCUUUUAAUUUGUGUGAAGCUGAUAAACUUGAAAUGCUGGAAUAGAAACAUGUUUCUGUGCAUGUGACACAUGUGUACUUAGUGUCAUGCUCUUAAACAUGUCAUUGUAUUUUCUUGUCUCAGUAGUCAUGAAAAUUUUGAAUACUUCAACUGGAUAAUCUGGGACAAAAUUUGUAAAUAUAAUUUUACUUACAAUAAUAAUUUCCUACAGAAGAAUAAACAUCUCAGGAUGUCCUUAAUAGCUGCAGCUUAGAGCAGCUGAGUUUGCCGCCACCUUCCCUGUGGCGGGCACAGUGCCCAUGUCAUUGCCUUAUGUCCUCAGUGACUUGCAGAGCUGCCAAAGAAAAAUAUAUUGGUGGAAUUAAACUGAAGUUUAUAAGCCAAUUGCCAAAAAUACCAAAACACUAUUUUUCUACAAUUAUAAGUUUCAAAUUACAGUCUUAUUUUGCCGUCUCAAAGCCUUUGACUAGCUGAUUGUAACUUAUUACACAAAUAGUAAAUAUCGUAAGAACCUUAAAUAUUUGACCUGAGUUUGUACCAUGCCCCUGCCUUGUUUUUUUUAAAAAGUUGUAUGGCCAAGUAUGGUGACAUAUGGCUGUAAUCCCAGCAC